UCCUCAGUCUGAGUGCUUUCAGCCGCUUUUUUAUUGCUUUCGCCUCUGCCUCGGCCGGACGACUAUGUGCUACGCCUGCAAACCGACCUUGCCACCGCUCAGCAUGCCCCAAAUCUCCAGGACCGCGCCUACGGGGCCCCAAUACUUCACUUUUGAUCCUCUCCCGGAGGACGAGAAGAAUCCUGCCCAUCGGAGCCACACCAAGGCCAGCAAGCCCAAGAGACGUUCCCGGAAAGUCCUCUACCCUCCAGUGGUGAAGCGUUACUAUCCCACUGAGGAGCGCAGCUACGCUAAGACCCUCCUCUUCAUCCUCCUCACCAUUGUCUUCUUCCAAAUCUAUAAUGCAGAAGACGACCUCCUCCUUGCUGGAGCCACACUGGAAGACAACGCAUCAGGUUGCUCUCUGCAGGGCUGGGAAUCUCUGAUCCCGCCUGUCCCUUUGGAACAGCCCGUAAUCGCAGAGCAACCCGUUGUAUCAACACCCUCCUUGGAAAUCGCCACGGUGGCCAAUGUUUCUGAGUGGUCCUGGGGAGAGGACAGAUCUUCGGAAUCUGCUCUUGACAUCACCCAUUUUUUGCAGCAGAAUCCAGCUGCUUUCUGAAGAUCGAACGAUCUCCCCCUCUCGCUGGAGGGAGAAACGGAACAAGGGACUAAACUGGGAAGUCAGGAGGAGGGAUUGCAUUGCUCGUGGGCCUUUAGAAAAAAGUCUCUUUGUAAAGCAGAAGUAAAGAUGCAGAAAGGGACACAAAGGAGGUUUGGAGCUCAGCUUGUGCGUUCCUGCCUGGAGCUUGCCAAGCAAGGCUGACGUCAUAGAAACUUGAACUCAACUGACAUGGCAUUAUGCAACAGGAAGGGGACAUUCCUUGCUGCUGCAAUUGAAGGAGGGGGAAAGGGGAUAUUUAAUAUUUAUUAUUAAUAAUAAUAAUAAUAAUAAUAUCUAUGUAAUUUAAACUGACUUUUAUUUAUGUGUAAAACUGGGAGGUAGGAUGGGGAAUUGCUGCUCUUGUGCUGCACUGUGCAUUUGGAAAGAAUUCUUAAGUUUUAUGUUUCUCUAGCAAGGUAGAAUUAACGCUAUAGUUCUGUGGGUCGUAGAUCUCUGAUAGGAAGAAAGCUAGAUUUUGGAAAUCAAGAAUCUUUUUAUGAUUUGUACUUAGGCGAAGGAGCAAGGUUUUUAGUGAAGAUUGAAUUAUGAUCGGAAUUUUGCAAAUAGUGUUGUGAUACUUCAAUAAUGGGGGGAAAGUUGUGUGACAGAAAAAAAAUAGAAAAA
Molecule: messenger RNA, 1267 nt
Organism: Ahaetulla prasina
Lineage: Eukaryota; Metazoa; Chordata; Lepidosauria; Squamata; Colubridae
Gene: IER3
Product: immediate early response 3
Exons: 2
Coding region: 65-601 (178 amino acids)
Biological process (GO): negative regulation of apoptotic process; DNA damage response
Cellular component (GO): nucleus
Source: RefSeq, a predicted model, not a curated record